Molecule: messenger RNA, 3667 nt
Organism: Cyprinus carpio (common carp)
Lineage: Eukaryota; Metazoa; Chordata; Actinopteri; Cypriniformes; Cyprinidae
Product: PH and SEC7 domain-containing protein 1-like
Exons: 5
Coding region: 3162-3635 (157 amino acids)
Biological process (GO): regulation of ARF protein signal transduction
Molecular function (GO): guanyl-nucleotide exchange factor activity
Source: RefSeq, a predicted model, not a curated record
AUAAAAUAAAAUAACAAUAUAAAUGAAUAAAAACUAUAUUGACAUUUAAAAGCAAUUACAAAUGUGAAUAGUGACUAUAAUAAUAUCUCGAUAAUAUUUGGACAAUAACUGUAAUUCAUAAAUAAAUAGUUGAUGUUAAAGGGACAGUUCACUCAAAAUGACAAAACAUCAUUUACUCAUCCUCUACUUGUUCCAAAACUGUUUGAGUUUCUUUCUUCAGAACAUAUUUUGAAGAUGGUUGGUAAUCAGACAGUUGACAGUAGCCAUAGUUUUUUACAACAGCUUGAGGGAGAAUAAAUAAUGACAGAAUUGUCAUUUUUAGGUGAACUGUCCCUUUAAUGUUGAGUUGUUUUGUGUGCCUGUCAUGGUGUUGAUUCUAAACGUGCCUGAAAGACAUCAGACUCGUUCAGAAUAUGGUGUCAGAUGAAGUAAAGAAAAAAAAAGUUAAAUAUAAAACUAUAAAAUGGAUAAGGGGUCUUCUUAAAGGUGGUUCAUAAACGCCAGCAAACACCAAAUUCCUCUGUUCAUUCCUCUGUUAGUGACAUCAGUGUUUGAUUAAAAGUUUUUUUUUUUUUUUAAACUCAUUUAUUAAUAAAUGAUUAAAUAUUUUUACCUAUAGGAAUUGGAAUAAACAGAAUAAACACUGUGCUAACCAGAUGUUAUAUAUAUGCGUAUGGCGUUAUAGUAUGUCCCAAAGCUUGCCUACUCUUCUACUACACACUCAAAAGUGUGUACUCUUUCUUCACCAAAAAAGUUAAUACUUUAAAGGGCUUAGUAUAAGUAGGCACCAUAGUACGAUGCAUUGUUGUGGAAACUAACUAGCCUUAGGCAUUUAUGCACAUGCGCACUCUUCAAAAUCGGCGCUUAUUGAGUAUGGACUAAAAUUUAUUGAUUAAAAUGUAUAUAUUUAAAUAGAAUGGAAGAUUUCACUUCAUGAUAGCUUGCUUAUUGUGCCCAAGAGCAUAAUUUAGUCCAUGUCUUACUAAAAAGAAACUAUGCUUCUAACCACAGGUGGAGAGCUGUAGUUCCUACCACGUAAGUUUGUGACUCUGUUGGCGAAUGUUCAUUUGAACUGUGGUUUCGGGAAACACAGAAUCGUUAAACUAUGCUGGUAACCACGGAACUUGUAGCGAUCAUAGUUGGCUAACGAUGCUUUUGGGAAAGGCACCCCUGCUUGCCUGUGUUUUGUAAGUGUCGAAUUACACCCUAUUUUCACGCUCAUUUUGGACAGAAUAAUUGUUGAUGUGAUCUGGUCACAUUGGUUAGCGUUAACUACAGGCUGUGUACGAUUGUAGAGCAGCGUCUCAGCUCGUGCAUCAAUACAGAAUGUGGCAUGGGUUCAUUUUACAAUAGUGUCCGGCAGGGUUCAUAAAAUCCCAAUUUCACAGUCAGAGCUCAAUGUUUUCUCAUCCUUUCCCUAAUUAUUUAUUCUAGUGAUUAUUUUGAAAAGCACCGUCCUUAAAUUACACGUUAAUUCCAAUAAAAAUCAACUGUAAAAAUAAUUUGUCAUAUUUACUAACAGAAAGUAGUAGAUCUAGUUAUGGUAGUACAGCAAAACUAUUUUUAAUUUUGCUGAUGUUGAUACUUUCAUAUUGAUUUGCUGUUCACAGUUUCAGUACACUUUCAUGAUUUUGUGCUUAUCGUCAUUGAAGCUCAUUUUAUACCUGAUUAUACUUCCUCUGUGGCCAUAUAAACACUGCACAGUUUUAGGUGUCUAUGUUUUGAUUUCUUGUGGAUCCCUGUGAUUUAACCAAAUACCAAUUUAACCAAUCUUGAUUCUUUGGUAUUUGCUGGUUUGAACAUAAGUAAAAUUAGCAACAAGAGAUGUAUUAAUUAUUAUAAGAGCUGGUUAUUUUUAUUUUUUAAAUAAGGGUUUUCAGGCUUUUGAAUGUUAACUGUAAUCAAUGUGAAUAUAUUUUAAAAUGUAAUUUAUUUCUGUGAUCAAAGCUGUAUUUUCAGCAUCAUUACUCCAGUCUUCAGUGUCACAUGAUCUUCAGAAAUCAUUCUAAUAUGAUGAUUUGCUGCUCAAGAAACAUUUCUGAUAAUUAUCAAUGUUGAAAACAGUUGUGCUGUUUAAUAUUUUUUUGGAAAUCGUGAUAGAUUUUCCUCAGUAUUCUUUUCCCAUACUUUUAAAUGGUGGUGUGUUUUUUUUAAUGCAUAAAAAUCAGAAGGAAUAAUGUACAAUCACCAGGUCAUUAUUGCAAAAUAAGCUUGAUAAAAAUCAGAAGAACCUAUUUUUUUUUUGCUGAUGAUGUUACUUUUAAACAUCUCACUAUCCUGAGACUGCAGGGCUGAUGGGAGAAAUGAUGGUUUGGAGAAAAACUGGCGUCAGAAUGAGUCAAGACACGAACAGAUAUGUCAUUCUUUAGAAGAUAGUUUCCAAAAGAGAGUGACACCACUGCAUUAACAGUUACGUCACACUGUACUAAUUCUGUUAACACUAUGUGGGUUUGAAGUGGAUUCAUUUUUUAUGGGUUUGGAUUUAAUAUUUUGUACAAUACAGUUGAGAUUCCUAUAAAUAACUGAUCUGUGUUUACGGGAGAAGAUGUGUUUUAUAGAUAAGAGAAUGAGUGAAUUAUUAAACCUGCUGUUGACUGCAUUCACUCAACCUCUCAUGUGUAUCAUUUUGUGAACCAUUGCUUAUGUAUGGAUACAAUAUAAUUUGUAAAACACAUUUGAGUCCAACAUGCACAGAGAGAACACAGUCUACCACAGCACAGCAUAACAGUAGUGAUCAGUAAACAUGCAUCCUCACCCGCACACUCGUCAGAAAUCAUGCUACUUUUCCUCAUCAUCAGACCCUUCAGCCCUGCUGUUAUUUAUAGCUCCAGCACAGCAUCAAACUGCAGGCUGCAGCCUCGUGCCCCAGAGCAUGAUGGAUGUAAAUAAAGCGCAUCGCUCUAUCGCUCCAUUCACACACGCGUGUUCAGCCCAGCCCCCCCUCCACCCGUCUGCCCGCUCGGCCGGCCCGCAGAUGGAGUGAGCGCAGCGGCUGUAGUGAUGAGACUUGCUACAGUAAUGAAUAAGCACAAACAGAGCACCGUGUCCUAGCAGCCUGCAGGAAACCGCACGCGCCGUCUCCAUGUAGGUCAGAGCCGAGCAUCUGGCCGGACGGUAGGACACAUCAGGAGUUCGUCCACACGCACCGCCGACCGACUCUCAUGGGCUCCGUAAUGUCCAGCUGCUUUUCCCAGCCAGGCCUGUCCUACGCCGAGCAAGCGUCCUUCCACAGCGAUGCAGGGCUGAAGGACUGGGACUCAGACAUGGAUGGUGUGGAGUGUCUUAAGGACACAGAUGUUCUCCACAACGGCAGCCAAAGAGACCAGGAAGCUGCCCGACGUCUGGCCAGACGGCUCUUCCACCUGGAGGGCUUCCAGCGCUCGGAUGUCGCCAAACAUCUGGGAAAGAAUAAUGACUUCAGUAAGAUGGUUGCAGAAGAGUACCUCAAAUUCUUUGAGUUUACGGACAUGACAUUGGACCAAUCACUCAGAUGUUUUCUGAAAGCAUUCUCACUAAUGGGCGAGACUCAGGAGAGAGAGCGGGUGUUAAUUCAUUUCUCUAAUCGGUAUUAUCAGUGUAAUCCCACCGUCAUCACUGCACAAGAUGGAGUUCAUUGUGCCUUACAUGUGCGCUAAUGCUGCCUCAACACAUGACCUUCAUGGCCCAG